CUUCUGGCGUCACAGAUUCCCGGGGGCGAGGCAGCACCGGCGCUAUAAAGACCUGCUGGUGCUGAGGAUGGAAGCGCGGUGCUGAACCAGAACCAGAACCAGACAGGGGGAGCAUCCAAAAUAAUAUUCAUUACAUUAAAAAAAAAAUACACAGCUAAACCUAAACAUGGUGAAGAUCACCUUCCAGUCAGUUUCGGCGCAGAAGCCGGAGAAAGAUCAGGAUGUGGACAAGAUCGUCAUACCCCAGGCUCACGGGCGUCUGGUUCCUCCUAUGAAGCCCAGAAAGCCCUUCCCAGUGGGCUUGUGCUGCCUCGCAGUUGGCCUGGUCAUUUUCACGCUGGGACUGGUGCUGCCUUCCAUUUACAUCUACCGCUACUACUUUAUGUCCCAGCAGAUGCCAGAGGACAGCCUGUUCCACUGUCGAGUCAUCUAUGAGGACUCCGUGUACGCUCCAAUGAGAGGACGCCAAGAACUGGAGGAAAACGUGGGCAUCUACCUUGACGAGAAUUAUGAACAGAUAAGCGUCCCCGUACCUCACUUUGGGGGCAGCGACCCGGCCGACAUCGUCCAUGACUUCCAGAGGGGCCUCACAGCCUAUCACGACAUUGCCUUGGACAAAUGCUACAUCACCGAGCUAAACACGACCGCCGUGAUGCCUCCGCGCAGCCUGUGGGAGCUGCUUGUUAACGUCAAGAGGGGGACGUACCUUCCCCAGACUUACAUCGUCCAGGAGGAGAUGGUGGUGACUGGCCGGUUGAGGAACAUGAGACAGCUGGGGCCCUUCAUCCACAGGCUCUGCUUCGGCAAAGAGACGUACCGCCUCAGACGCCGCAACCAGCGCCAACGUAUCGAGAGGCGCGAGACGAAGAAGUGUCACAAAAUCCGUCACUUUGAGAACACGUUUGUGGUCGAGACCGUCAUCUGCGACCGAUUCUAAAAUCUGAGGCGGAAAUCACAGCCAUCCGACACUGAAGCCAAUUUCAAACCAUACCUCUUGAAUUUCUUAUGCGUUUAAAGCUGCACUUUAAGAGCAAAAUGUCGUCCUUUAGUUUCAGUUUCCGAGUUUUUGUCGCAUUUUUGCUCUUUUUAUUGUCCACGUCCUACUUUUUCAUUCGGGUUGUGUUCCGUGACAUGUUUGGAUUUAUCUGUAGCUCGUCUUGUAGAGCAGGAGACCAGACUUGUUCUUGUACUUUCUUGUCAAUAUUUGUUUCCUGGUCACAUUUUGUAUUCUAUCUAAAGAGAAAAAACAUACCUCAUGUAGUUAAGAUAUUAAUUUUGCUUGUUGUCAUAACUGAAUUGUGUGUAUAUAACUGAUUGUUCCUAAGCAAUAUACAUAUAUAUAUAUAUAUAUAUACUGUAAAUUAAUUUUCUUCUUAAUACCACAGUGUUACAUGCAUAGAUUUUUAUCAAAACCUGUUUUGGGAGAGAUCAUUGAUUUAUGGUUCACUCUUUUUUCCUUUGGUAUCACAUUUUCGUACUCCUUGGGUUAUAAAUGGCUUUAGACUGUAAUCAGUAGCAGUGCUGUAGUGGGACAAAGGGAACCAAAGUCUGCAGUCAGUGAUGCUACACAUAGUUGUAAGGGAUAUAAUAUUUAUAUUGAAGAGUGCUUUAUUGUUUAGAUCACUUACUGUAGAUGAUAUCAAAGGCAAAAACCUACUUUGUUUUGCUCUUCCUCCUCCUCCUCCUCACUCAGAUUUAGCUGUUUGUCUUUCGCUCUCGCCUCUUCUCAGUCCUUUCUAAGUUCCGCUCUCUGCAGCGUUGACACGUCCUAUCGUCAAUAUCCCUUUGGGGUGUGUUUAUGAUGUAUAUGUGCUCAUAUUUCACUGUUUUUUGACACUUUAUCUUACUGUACAGUCUCAAUUCUCUUGUAAGAUCUCGCUGCUUUAAAAAUAAACUAUCAAACUUU
Fundulus heteroclitus (mummichog) is the source of this 1906-nucleotide messenger RNA. RefSeq names its product integral membrane protein 2C. Gene Ontology annotation, cellular component: Golgi apparatus; plasma membrane; extracellular exosome. The record is from RefSeq and is a predicted model, not a curated record. Gene Ontology annotation, molecular function: amyloid-beta binding. Bases 167 to 937 code for a protein of 256 amino acids. Gene Ontology annotation, biological process: negative regulation of amyloid precursor protein biosynthetic process. Lineage: Eukaryota; Metazoa; Chordata; Actinopteri; Cyprinodontiformes; Fundulidae. The transcript has 6 exons.